CGCCAGCACGACGAGGCAGCAGCGAGGGCUGCCGAUGAAGAAUGAAUUCAACGACGCGAGAAGAUAUUCAGCAGAGAGCGAGCUUUGCUCACAAUGGCAGCGGAUUGGCGGACUCAGGCCGAGAAUGGCAAGAUGGAAGAGAGUGGAAACAUGAUCGCUCUACUCCUCUCCCAUCUCACGGACCUCCUGGCAACAUGCAUUACACAGCAGGAGGACAUCCACAGCCUCGACGACGCGUUGGCUCAAGUCCACAGCCGCCUCUGGCAGCUGGAGCAGCGACCCGUUGCUGCCCCCGAUGCCAGCUCUUCCAACACCUCUGAUCGCCUCGAGGCAUUGGAGAUUGACGUCGGCUCCCUCAAGGACGGCGUGCAGUUAUCGCAAACCCCAACGCAACAGUUGGAGCAGCGGAUCUCUACUGCCGCCAACCACUCGAGCUCGGAACCGCGCGAGACAACUCCAAAGUUCGAUGGGCAGGAGAUCUUCUGCGACUCAACGAAGACAGACCUGAUUCCAUGGUUCCACAAGUUCGAGCUCACGUUGCAGCUACACUACUACGGAGUGGUGGCUGCCGACUUGCAUACCAAGAUCAGUUGGGAUGAUCUAAAGGCGGCAUGGCAUAAGCGGUUCCAAGUAGAGCCGCCGGAGAUCAAGGCAAUGGACAUGCUGAUGGUCUUCGAACAAGGCAUGUUGCCGAGUGUUGACUGGAUUGCCGAGUACAAACGCUUGACAUCCAUCCGAGACAUUCAAAUGGGCUUCAAAGCCAUCAAACACUACUUCAUCUCGAGGUCGUGUCUGGAAUUGGGCAAUGCCUUGACUCACGUCGAGGACACCCUGACGACACCGGCAGAACUCUUCGACAAGGCUGCGCAGAUUAUUGUCACGAACAAGGAGGCCAAAAAUCUCCAGCGCUCGUCUGUGCCAGGCCUGAUCAGAGAUCAACACCGACCGAAAGUGGCCGUGGUCGCGGCGGCAACACCAAACGACCAAACUAGCGAGGCCGUGUCUGCCAAUGAAGGGGACAGAUUCGCAACCGCCCGGGAAGGUGGCCGCCCCGACAGAGGCCGAGGACGCGGCAAGGCGAAGACAAACACCUCAUCUAGCCUCGGGCCCGGCGCAGCAGCUCCAGCCCCAUGGUCCCUUUACGGUCUCUCCGCGCAAGCGUACAAGGCACGCAUGAGAUUCCACUAUUGUAUGGGGUGUAACAGCGAUCUCCAUGACACAAUGGCCUGCCAGUCGAAAGGCAAGGGCAAAUCGGGAAACUGAGCACCGCCGGGAGUGACUCGACGACACUCUCGACACCUUCGGAACCGGUCACUUCGUGGU
Molecule: messenger RNA, 1323 nt
Organism: Chara braunii
Lineage: Eukaryota; Viridiplantae; Streptophyta; Charophyceae; Charales; Characeae
Source: the annotation of a GenBank genome assembly